AUGUUGGAAGGAAAAUUUGAUGAAUCAACUUUAUUAAAGAAAAUUGUGGACUCAAUUAAAGAUUGUGUCAAAUUAUGUAAUUUCAACUGUACUGAGCAUGGAAUAACUGUUCAAGCAGUCGACGACUCACGUGUUUUGUUGGUAUCAUUAUUAGUUGGUCAAACUGCAUUUAGUGAGUACAGAUGUGAUAGAGAUGUCACAUUGGGAAUAGAUUUGGAAAGUUUUAGCAAGAUUAUCAAAUGUGGCCAAAACGAAGAUUAUUUAACAUUGUUAGCUGAAGAUAGUCCAGAUAGUGUUAUGACCAUAUUUGAAGACAAGAAAAGAGAAAGGGUUAGUGAAUAUAGUUUGAAAUUGAUGAAUAUUGACUCGGAAUUUUUGAAGAUUGAUGAUAUGGAAUAUGAUACUGUUAUUAAUAUGCCAAGUUCUGAAUUUGCUAAAAUUGUUAGAGAUUUGAAAAAUUUGAGUGAAUCGUUAAACAUCAUUGUUACUAAAGAUUCUGUUAAAUUUACUAGUGAAGGUGAAACUGGUACCGGAAGUGUGGUAUUGAAACCUUAUACUGAUAUGGAUAGACCUGAAGAGAGUGUUAGUGUUCAUUUGGAUAAUCCUGUUGAUUUAACUUUUGGUUUGAAAUAUUUGAAUGAUAUUAUUAAAGCUGCUAGUUUGUCAAGUACAAUUACUAUCAAAUUAGCUGAUAAGACCCCUGCUUUGUUCGAAUUUAAAUUGGAUGUUGGUGGAUAUUUGAGAUUCUACUUGGCACCAAAAUUCGACGAAGACGAAUAA
Lodderomyces orthopsilosis Co 90-125 is the source of this 780-nucleotide messenger RNA. RefSeq names its product proliferating cell nuclear antigen (gene POL30). NCBI's taxonomy places the organism in Eukaryota, Fungi, Ascomycota, Pichiomycetes, Serinales, Debaryomycetaceae. Bases 1 to 780 code for a protein of 259 amino acids. Gene Ontology annotation, molecular function: DNA polymerase processivity factor activity; DNA binding. Gene Ontology annotation, biological process: regulation of DNA replication; translesion synthesis; leading strand elongation. The record is from RefSeq and is a predicted model, not a curated record. Gene Ontology annotation, cellular component: PCNA complex. The transcript has a single exon.